Molecule: messenger RNA, 1259 nt
Organism: Danio aesculapii
Lineage: Eukaryota; Metazoa; Chordata; Actinopteri; Cypriniformes; Danionidae
Gene: mei4
Product: meiosis-specific, MEI4 homolog (S. cerevisiae)
Exons: 5
Coding region: 1-1131 (376 amino acids)
Biological process (GO): DNA recombination; spermatogenesis; meiotic DNA double-strand break formation
Cellular component (GO): lateral element
Source: RefSeq, a predicted model, not a curated record
AUGGAGGAGAAAUCUGCCUCAUGUCCUGAGGGAGCCGUGAGCUGGUACAUCAGAACCUCCAGACUGGCUGUGGCUUUGGCUAUUAUCAAACUCAGGCCACCAGGAGGAGCCAGACAGUUCACCGAAUCUCUGGCUGAAAGACUCAAACGGCAGAAUGAAAGCUGGAAGUCUAAAGCUGAAGGUCUUCAUGAAGAUCUGCUGCAUCUCAGACAGGAGCUGCUGCUCACACGCACACUGCUGAACACGAGGAGCAGCGCUGGACAAGCACCUGGUCAUGAGAUUGCCAAAGUUCUCUCCCAGGAUGACACGCGAGCAGUCAACUCUGCCUGUGACGCUGUAAACACUUCACAGACACAGGGAGACAGUGCUCCAGGACCAUGCUUGCCUCCGACCCCUCCAAACAGCCAGAAGUUUACUCUCAAAGACAAGCAGUGGUGCCAGGACCACAGACUGAUGAAACAUGUGCAGUUCCUACAGUGUCUGAGUGGCUUGCGCAGUGGUUUCGAGGAGUCUUUGUGUCAGGAUGGUGAUGUGGUCUGGGAUUCAGUAGUGCAGCUGCUGGAUUGUGCGGUGGAGGAUUUCAGACAGGCACACACUGGACAGCCUUUACGUCACCAUGAGCAGUUGCAUAACGCCAUUCAGGUGGUGGCACAGACCCUGAGUCCAGGAGGAGCACGCCAGGGGUUUCCAGUGCAGCACUUUAGCAAAGUGGAGGAUCUGUUGAAGGAGAUGAUCAACCUACUGCUAACCAACCAACAACUCAAUGCGUUCUCAGUGCAGGGCUCGCUGUCAGAGUGUCUGCUGGCUCUGGGGGGAAACUGCUGUAUCACCAGAACUCCACUCAUUCAGCUACUGAUGUCUCAGAUCAUUCAGCUUGCACAGCAGCUAUGGGACGCCUGUGAGAAAUCCAGUCAGGAGCAUGAGCAUCAUCAGGUGGACUGGGUCUGCUAUCAGAAUUCCUUCUAUGUGUUCUGGCUGCUGGAGCGUCUUGCACAGGACAGUAAUAACGGAGUAAACCAGGAGCUUGUGGUGCAACUGGAAACCAAAGCGUUCCCGCUGGCAGAUGAGUUUUCCCUCUUCUCUCUUUACAUGUGGCGUAUCGGGGGGCUCUUCAGGGCUGGAAACUCGUGAGCAGAUGUGAGCUCACUGCUGUCAUUCCCAGCAUCUGUUUCUUUUCAUGUUACAUGCCUGGUCUUAAACAACAACUAAACAUAGUUACAAUAAUUUGCUUUACAAAUAAAAAAAUACUUUUAGAAGUC